GGCACAGUUGAGGGAUUUAGUUAAAUGCACCACUGGUUCGCUUAAAACUAGGCGCGCGCACCCUUUACACUGCGGUCGUAGCUGUAGAGUACAAUAUUGCAUGUUCGCACAGAAAUAGUUUGAAACAACCGACAACCAGUUGGCUAACAUCUUUCAUCAGACUGGAGCACUGUGUCACUGGAUGCACAACGGGCAUAUAUCAAUAAUUUCAGUGUCAAUGAAAGCAGGAGUAGUUGGCAUUAGAAAGAUACGUUGAACAUCGUGGAUUAGUAACAGCGAUGUCAAGCUGGAGGCAACUCUAUCCAUGAUAAAUGGAUGUUUUGAGAUCCAGGUAGUUAUUUUGACUAAUCAUCUGCAAGUGACGAAAUAUUUCAACUUUACGCAUCUAGAAAGAGGAUUUGCGCACGGAAAUCUAGAAGAAGGUUGUGAUGGCUAGUGGAGAGCAGGCUAUAACGUUAAACCUUCCGACUAGUUGAAUUUAACUACAGUGUUUUGGGAAAUAACUUGAGGGAAAAAAACAUUUGAUUCUAAAGAAUUUAAGGCGGACGGAGAAAUAUUUCCAAGAAUAGGAAACAAAAAUAGACCGUAUUUAACAUCCGGCUGUAAAUUAAAAAAAAAAAAAAAGGUUGGGUCAGUGACGCACAAGCGAGAUUUUCUGAAAAUGUAUGUUUAAAGUAUGUGAGAGAAAAAGAUUAGGAGGAAGAACUAAUUUCUACGGAUCUAAAAAAUUCUGAAGUUGUUUCGUAAGGCUUUCUGGCGCCCCCUGUCUGAGCCUCACAGGGGCAGCAUGAAGAGGCAACAGUCAUCCUUGGUGCUGCUGCUGCUUCUACUAUUGCUGGUGUUUUUUCAGGACUGUGUUUGUGGGGACGGCAGUCCCGCAGCGCUGUCCAAGGGUCAGCUGACCGUGCCGAACUCCACCUCCGUCAGGUCCUCCCGCAUUCACAUCCUGGCGGCACAGUUUGAGUGCUACCUGAAGAUCAUCAACGACCCGCCGAGAUCCGACGGAGGUGUGUACUGCAAUCGUACCUGGGAUGGCUGGCUCUGCUGGGGGGACUCCAGCCCUGGCGUGGCCGUGCAGAUCUGCCCCGAUUAUUUCCACGAUUUCGACCCCUCCGAAAAGGUGACCAAAGUGUGUGACUCUGACGGUCAGUGGUUCCGUCACCCGGAGAGCAGCCGCAUCUGGUCCAACUACACGCAGUGCACUGCCUACACCAUGGGAAAGCGCCAGCUGGCUCUCAGUUCGUACUACCUGGCCAUCGUGGGCCACGUACUGUCUCUGGUGUCCCUGCUCAUCUCUCUUGCCAUCUUCUCUUACUUCAAGAACCUGAGUUGCCAGAGAGUCUCCCUCCACAAGAACAUGUUCCUCUCCUUUAUCUUCAACUCCAUCCUCACUGUCAUUUGGCUCUCAGUCGUGGUCCACGGGCAGCAUCUGGUGGCCAUAAACUCGAUUGGGUGCAAGAUUUUGUCCUCCCUGAUAUCCUACGCCCUCGGCUCCAUCUACUUCUGGAUGCUGUGUGAAGGGAUCUACCUGCACACGCUCAUUGUGGUGGCCGUGUUCAUGGGGGAGCAGCAUUUGGGCUGGUACUACGUCCUGGGCUGGGGCUUCCCGCUGGUUCCCGCGGUAACGCAUGCUGUGGCUCGCUGGCUCUACUUCGAUGACAAAUGCUGGAUCAGUUCGGACACCAACCUGGUAUACAUCAUCCACUCCCCCAUUUACGCCGCCCUGCUGGCGAACCUGUUCUUCCUGCUCAACAUCAUGCGGGUCCUGAUCACCAAGCUGCGUGUGACGCACAGCGCUCAGUCCAACAUGUACAUGAAGGUGGUGCGGGGGACCCUGCUCCUGGUGCCCCUGCUGGGCAUCCAGUUCAUCCUGGUGCCCUCCAGGCCCCAGGGCCGGCUGCUCAAGGCCGUCUACGAGUUCGUCAUGAACAUCUUCACCCACUACCAGGGUCUGCAAGUUGCCAUCAUUUUCUGCUUCUGCAAUGGGGAGGUGCAGACAGCGCUGAAGCGACACUGGGCGCAGUACAGGUUCCGGUGCAAAGGCCCUCUGGCGACCAACGACUCCCACUCCAACGGCCAGACUUCCAUCACCGAGAUGAGCCGGGCUGUGGUGAGCCUGAAGCCUCAGAAACCACUCCCCCCUCUGGAGCCUGGCAACAAGCAGGCCAAUGGGCAGAGCAACGGCCAGUGCAGCUCCAACGGACAGCGGCAUGCGCUCGAAACCUUGGAGUCCACCGUCAUCUGAGCACCUGCAGGCAUGGCCACACACACACAGACACACACACACACUCACACAGAAACACACAUGCACACACACACUCGCAUGCACACACACAAACGUACACACACAGAUACACACACAAAGAUACACCCACGCACGCACAC
Messenger RNA from Anguilla anguilla (European eel), 2385 nucleotides. RefSeq names its product calcitonin receptor-like 2 (gene calcrl2). The transcript has 13 exons. Bases 788 to 2245 code for a protein of 485 amino acids. Gene Ontology annotation, biological process: angiogenesis; cell surface receptor signaling pathway; adenylate cyclase-activating G protein-coupled receptor signaling pathway. Gene Ontology annotation, molecular function: calcitonin gene-related peptide receptor activity; adrenomedullin receptor activity; calcitonin receptor activity. Gene Ontology annotation, cellular component: plasma membrane. Lineage: Eukaryota; Metazoa; Chordata; Actinopteri; Anguilliformes; Anguillidae. The record is from RefSeq and is a predicted model, not a curated record.